GGAACGGCAACGAGACGUGGGAGCUGGGACGGGCAAGUAGUAGAAACCUUCUCUCCUUCCCCAGCCAGGACGCCAUACAGAAUCCGACGCGAUCCAGAAGAAGCCAAGGGCCUCUUCAUAUCCUCCCGCCUCCCUCUGCGAGGUUCCCAGACCGAGCCAUCGCCGGCGCUAGGCUCGGGGAUCUUGUCGGGUCCCGUCCCGUCCUACCACUUCGCCGGCGCUGCGUCGCCGUCACUCGUCAGUCAGGACUCAGGAUCCCCAAGAUGGCUUCUUCAAACGGUGAGGCUGAGCAACAAUGGAUAGAGAAUAUCAAGUCAGGAGGAACAGUUCCCUGUCUAGCACCUGAAAACUGUCCUAAUGGCUGGGCUACUCCUCCCGGUGAUUCAUUUAUGGUCAGAGGCCCAGAAUAUCUUACAAACAAGGUAAAAAUACCAGGUGGAGAGUAUCUUCUGAAGCCUCUCGGCUUUGAUUGGAUCAAAGGACCAGCAAAAAUCUGUGAGAUCCUCAAAGACAGUAACCAUCGAGUUAGAAAAGCUAUCGAUGAUGAGGUUUCACGUAGUAACCAGCCUUUUGUCUGGGCAUUCAACCUGCAACUGCCCAAGGAUAACUUCAGCGCAAUAUUCUACUUUGUGUCGCUGGAGGCUAUACCUGAAGGCUCCCUUAUGGACCAGUUUUUGAAAGGAGAUGAUGCCUUCCGAAACUCCAGGCUUAAGUUAAUAGCGAACAUUGUCAAGGGGCCCUGGAUUGUCCGGACGGCUGUUGGUGAACAGGCCAUCUGUAUACUGGGGAGAGCCCUCUCGUGCAAGUAUGUUCAAGGAUCAAACUUCAUCGAAGUCGAUGUGGAUAUCGGGUCUUCUAUAGUUGCAAAUGCGAUCGUUCAUUUGGCAUUUGGCUAUAUCACAACGCUAACUGUAGAUUUGGCCUUUCUCAUUGAGAGUCAAACCGAGCCGGAGCUCCCUGAGAGACUUAUUGGAGCAGUAAGGUUUUCUGAGUUAAAUCCAGGAUCAGCUGGUUUGUUUGAAAGGCGGUCUGAAGAGCAUCAGGAAAGCACUCAGUCUCGGCCUGUAGGAUUUUGGCAGGGUUUCUCUCAACUGUUGAACAACCAAGGCAAUACAAGGGAGCCAUCCCCUAAUUUACAGAAUACUAAUGGAACUUUGCGCAAAGAAGAAGCAAAUGAGGAUGCCAAAUGAUUCAGACCCCUACCAUUGUUUCGGGGACAAUUUAUCAGUAGAUCACGGCGUUACAAUUUACCAGAUAGUCCCAGGGCUUUGUUUCUUUGCCCUCACAUCUGCUGUAAAAAUUAUAACUUUGGCCACAGACAAACUGCAUAACUUUGUACAUAAACUGAAUGCUUCCUAAAUAUUUGUUCCCUUAUAUAGUUAUAUGUGAAUUGUAUGAAGCUCAAGGAAAGAUGUUUCAUUCCA
Zea mays is the source of this 1424-nucleotide messenger RNA. RefSeq lists its product as uncharacterized. The record is from RefSeq and is marked validated. Bases 264 to 1190 code for a protein of 308 amino acids. Lineage: Eukaryota; Viridiplantae; Streptophyta; Magnoliopsida; Poales; Poaceae. The transcript is spliced from 3 exons.